Molecule: messenger RNA, 3279 nt
Organism: Pelmatolapia mariae (spotted tilapia)
Lineage: Eukaryota; Metazoa; Chordata; Actinopteri; Cichliformes; Cichlidae
Gene: c1ql4b
Product: complement component 1, q subcomponent-like 4b
Exons: 2
Coding region: 109-828 (239 amino acids)
Molecular function (GO): protein binding
Source: RefSeq, a predicted model, not a curated record
CUGGCCGGCACAACCAUUCCAGCUAAAGGGGAGGAGGACUUCCUCACACUGGCAGCCUCACGGCUCAGCCGAAAGAAACGUGUCAUUGGGGCUGGAGUCGGCGUGGCCAUGGUUCUGGUCCUGCUGGUAGCCAUUCCCCUAUUGGUCCACACCACCAAGGGGGGAGGGUCCGGAGGAGGAGGCACGCACUAUGAGAUGCUGGGUAGCUGCAAGAUGGUGUGUGACACUUUCACCCCCCCACAGGGAGAGCUGACAGCCGUCUCCCCUCAGCCCCCAGACUUCUCAAACCGCAGGGGCAAACAGGGGUUCAGAGGAAGCCCUGGACUUCCUGGUCCUCCAGGUCCUAAAGGCCCCCCUGGAGAGCCCGGUAAGCCCGGCCCACCUGGCCCACCAGGGCCUGGACCUGGUGGUUACGGCCCUUCCUUCUACAGCCCCAAAAUUGCCUUCUACGCCGGCCUCCGGAAGCAACACGAAGGGAGUGAAAUACUCAAAUUUGACGAUGUGGUGACCAAUGUAGGGAACUACUAUGAGCCGAGUACCGGCAAGUUCACCUGCCCUCUGCCAGGUAUCUACUACUUCACCUACCAUGUCCUGAUGAGAGGAGGUGAUGGGACGAGCAUGUGGGCAGACCUGAAGAAGAAUGGACAGGUGAGGGCCAGUGCAAUCGCUCAAGACGCAGAUCAGAACUACGACUACGCCUCCAACAGUGUUAUCCUGCACCUGGACGUGGGGGAUGAAGUGUGCGUGCAGCUGGACGGGGGCAAAGUUCACGGGGGAAACACCAACAAAUACAGCACUUUCUCCGGCUUCCUCAUCUACCCUGACUGACAAUGUCCUCACAUUCCUAUACUCCCCCUCUGUAAUCAAGCAAAAAGUUUCAUCUCCUUUCUUCAUCUAACACUGCCAUAAUGUAAUUUGUCAUUUAACUGCCCUUCAGUAAAUGAAACAUUGUAAUAAUAUGACCACGGCUAAUAGAUAGAGCUUGAAGAGAAUUUGUGUAAAAAUGAGUAUAAUAUUGUACAUAUUACCAGAUAACAUUUACUCAAUAUAAUACACUUGUGUGAUCACUAUUAUGUGCCAUGUACAGUAUGUGUAAGCAUGGCUAAAACACAAUUUAAAUACAUCUUUUUCAUAUGCACACGUUUGCCUGUACACACGCGAGUGUCCACACAUUAAGUGAAAUUUACUUGUUGUUCUGAGAGAGGAUGAUCGUGCCGGCCACCGCUCUGAAAUCGACUGGAAUGAUAUCUGAAUGUAGACUGUCAACCGAAGUGUGCGUAUUCGGCUGCGGCCUUUCGCCUUUACCGUGAAAUGGAUUUUCAAUACGGCCGUAGACGUCAAACAAGAAAAGUCAUGAAUAUAUUGAUCAGAGCUGAUAAUAGAGCCAACUUCAUGGUCAUAAUCCGGUGUGUUGUAUGUCUGUGUUGAUGCCGCAUACACGCCUGUGCUUGCCCUUUAUUUUGUGCUGAGGUGUAAAAGCAUCAUGUUACUAAUGGUAUGACUUGCACAGUCUCUGACUCCUGCAAGAGGGAGGAGGGGGGGUUUUGAGAUGUUGAUAACAGACCUUUAACAAACCCAAUAUGUCAAUACUGAGAUUUAGCUUCGAGAUUUAUCCUGACACCACCUCAUCAUAUCUUGCUAAUGAGCUGAGGCUUCUUCUACAGCCUCACCUGUUGGGCGACACACAAAUCUUUCCUCUUUAAAUAGUGAUAGUUUGGGAAAUAUGGUGAUUUUUCAAUAAGAAGAUCAUGGAAUGCAGUCGAAUAGCUGAAGUAGUUAGUUUGACAUGCUAUCUGACCACCUUAAAUGUUGAGAUUGAUGGAUUGUGUUAAAAGCUGGCUGUCAUAGGGAGGUUUAGAAUUGAUAUUAUUUAUUUUUAGAGAGUCUCACAUGGAAGGCUUCCAUAAUGUUCUACCCACUUCUUCAGUCAUGGCCACUAAAUUCGAAAGAUUGUGUUUUUUCUAUCUGCAGAAAUGUUUUUUGUGUGGCAUGGCUUUGCCGAGAAAUCAGUCUCUCCACCCUUCAACUCACAUAUGUGGAAAGCGUAAAGCAGGGAGAGCAGCAGGAAGACCCUCAUACAGAACAGAGCAGGCAUCAGUAACAACAGAUAGGACACUGAUGCAUGACGGGAUGAGAGGUGGGUGGCAAAGCGGCUUGCAGAUGAGCAAGCUAAAGCAGCAUAUACAACACUAUCAGUUGAUGCUGACCGGCACCGAGAUCAGCUGAUGUGUCAGGACUGCAGCUGAGCUUGACUUCAUGGCCUGCCUGAGCUAAUGCUCUGCUGAAAUUGCGCAAUGGAUUUAAAAAAAGAGAGAGCCUCCCUACCUCCUCACAGCAGGCCAAUCACAAGAGUGAAGCGGUUGUAAAUGUGUGAUUGCAAGAAAAACAGUUUCCCAGUCUAGUUCCCAAAAUGUGAAACUUUUUUCUUUUUAAUUUUAAUGUGAAUGUAUCCAUGUGAAAAAUCUCUUGAUGUUACUGCCAUGUGCCAUACCUAUAGGUUCUCUGUGCCUUAUACUAUCAAUUUAUUUUUAUUUUUUAUGCAUGAGAUGGUUUUCCCUUGUUAAGCUAAGUGAAGAAGAUGGUCCACGUCAUGCAAAUAGAAGUCAGACACACUACUUAUAAGAGGGGCUGUCUUUACAAUGUUAGUGCAUACUCACUUAAUGAAAUGCACACGUUUAUGUUGCAAAUAGUGACUACGAAUCUUUGUGUGUAACUGGAUGUUACUGACCCUUGUAAAUAAAAGGCCACAAAACUGAGACCAAGAUUAAUUCUGUAUGGUGGGAAUCAAUGACAGCAGCAUGACACGGUGUAAUUGAAACUCUGCAUCCACAAAAAUUGUAAUAUUUCAAUGGAUCCGAAUUUUCACGUUUAAUUUUUUAACAUUUUCUAAUAAUAUACCUUGAACGUAAAACUCUUUUUAACACAUUUGUUAGAGUUUAGUGCCGUGCAAGUAGAGGGCUUCAUUUUAAAACGUGUGAAGGAGACGUUAUUAUUGAGGUAGCAUGACCAUACCCAGAUAUUUGGAUGUGGAUUAUUCUUACUCUUUUCAUUCUUGUGGUGAAAUUGAAAAAAAAAACCCCAUCUUAAUGUCGUAUAUUGUACACAGACAUCCCCCAUGUGUAGCUUCAUUUAACCUCUGCGCCACGAUGCAUCCUACUGUGUGUGUUUUCUGGCGCUGCUACCUCUGUUCCCAGUAAAGAUCCAUUGCUCUUACUGUUCUUUGCGAGCUGAGACCAUGAAAUACAAUUAAAAAAAAGAAGAUUCAGGAUGAUUUUACUG